CUCGCCUUUGCAGCGAUGUCGCCACAGCUCGCCGCGGGUAAAGAACCCGUCUGCGUGCCCUACCUGUGCAAGGAACGACAGGCCGAGCGGACCGCACUGCUCUUGCGCCUCACGAACCGCGGUGAGGCGCUCCCAAAGCUUUGGCAGGGUGUCGCCUGCCUCGCGCUCUUGGCACUCGAUCAUGCGCGCAAGGGCGACGGGUCCGUGAUUCCCGAGCUGGCCGGCCUCAACAGCUCGAUUGAGCACGUGUUGUUAGACACUCGCUCGGACCCGGCGUCGGGGGUCACGGCGUACCGAGCCGCGCGCGCUAACGGCGCCUCGUCGAUCGUCGGCGCCGCGCGCUCGGCCGUCAGCGUGCCGCUCGGGUACGUGGAGACGGAGGACGUCAUGCCCGCGGUGAGCUACUGGUCCUCCACGCCCGCGCUCUCCGACCAAAAGCUCUUCCCUCUGUUUGCGCGAACCUUCCCGAGCGACAGCGACAGCGCGGCCGCGAUGGUGACCGUCCUCCGCAACAUGGGUGUGCCGAGUCAGACAUCUCCGGCUCGAUGCUGGGAGCACUUCUCCGCAAUCAGCGUGGCGGACGAGUACGCGAACGGGUACAUGCAGGCCGUCUCGCGCAACGCCGCCGCGUGCGGCCUCACCCUCUCGCGGGUGAGCACCUUCGAGUACGGCAACGCGGACUCUGCCGCGCGCGCGGUGCAGGGGCUCGUCUCGGGCGGAGCAAACAUCGUCACCGCGAACAUCGUCCUGCUGAUUGCCUUUGAUGUGGACCUGCCGGCGAUCUUCGCGACGGCCGACGAGCUCGGCAUGCUCGACGCGCCCUACGCCUGGUUCGCACCGGACUCCUUCUUUGCGUCGGACCUCGGCGCGCUGCUGGCGGCGGGGCAGCUCACGGCGGGGCUGUACGGCAAGCUGGCCGGCUUCAACCAGGUCUUCAUCUCGCAAAAGUCGAGCGCGGGCUACGCGCGGUACGAGGCGGCGUGGCGUCAGCUCACUCCCGAGAGCUGCGAGGCGCUCGGCGAGGGCGGCGUCGGGCCGAGCGGCGACAACGGGUACAACGCGUCGCGGCUCACGGCGGCCGACUUUCGCGGCCCUCCGCCGGAGGUUGGCAGCUACGCGUACGACGCCGCCGCCGCCAUCGCCCUCGCGAUCCAGAACUGCAGCUCCAACGGCACGGACGGCGCGCUGCGCGACCACGCGGCGGCGGCGGCGCGCGGCCAGGAGCUGGCCGCCGCGAUCCGCGGCCUGGCCUUCUCGGGGGCGAGCGGCGAGGUUGGCUUCAAGCAGGGGCUCGGCGACCGCGCCACAAACGGCCUCGACAUCGCAAUGUUCAACUGGCAGCUGCAGCCGGCGGGCGGCGGCGGAGGAGGCGAGAAGCUUGCCGACGUCGCGGUGCUCCGCUACUCGCUCAGCACGCUCCUCACGCCCGGCGGCGAGGCGUGCGCCCAGAACGCGACCUCCGCUCUCCCCGAGCCAGACCCGAUGUGGGUCUGGUUGGGCGGGGGGAGCAGCCCCCCGCGCGACCGCCUCGUGGUCGAGCGGGAGCGGCUGGCGGCGGACCUCGCCGCGUCGCAGCAGCGCGCCAGGGAGGCGGAGGAGCGAGAGAGGCAGAGGCAGGUGGUCCUCGGUGCAGUGCUCGGCCCCGCCCUCCUCCUCCUCGCCGCCGGCGUGCUGCUGGUCGUGCGGCACUUCAAGCUCGCGAAGCGGCGCCGCCAGCUGGUGUGGCGCUCCACCCGCAAGCCGCCGCGCUUGCGCUCCAAGGCGAGCGGCGAGUACCACCUCUUUCUCUCGCACACGUGGAGCAGCGGCCAAGACCAGGUGCACAUGAUCAAGCGGCGGCUCGCCACGCUCGCGCCGCAGAUGAAGAUCUUCCUCGACGUCGACGACCUAGAGGAGUUCGGCACGCUCGCCGACAACGUCGCCGCCUCAGACGUGGUGCUCCUCUUCCUCUCGCGCGGCUACUUCACCUCCAAGGCGUGCAAGAUCGAGUACACGGCCGCCUGCCGACUGGGCAAGCCGGUCGUCGUCGUGCACGAGUCUGACGAGAACCACGGAGGCGCGCCGCUCGAGGAGCUGCGCGACCAGUGCCCCGACGAGUGCCGCGCGCACCUCUUCGGCAGCCGGGCGGUGGUGCCGUGGCUCCGCUCCGCCCCCUUCCAGCUGGUGACGCUCAAGAAGAUCGUCGCCGUCGUGCUGUCCGCCGGCGGCGGCGAGGCGGUCGCGGAGCCGGGCAAGCAGGCGGGCGGAGGGGGUGAGAUAGCCAGGGUGGCCAGCGAGCCGUCGACUCUUCCCCGAGAGUCGCGGGUCGGCGGAAGCUCGAGCGGCAAGCUGGAGCGAGCCAAGUCGGCGUCGGCAGAGGCGGCGAGGCGGGCCACCGCGAGGGCGAUGGCGCCGCGCGCGCCGGCCAAGAAGGUGGAGUGGGAGUCGGCCGACCUGUACUUGCACAAGGAGCUCAAGCCGGCGGCGGGGCUGGGGCCUGGGCCUGGCCUGACGCUCCUCUACUCGCGACACAACCCGGGCGCGCGCCGCGUCGCGUCGCAGCUCGCCGCGACGGUCGCCGGCUGCGUCGCCGUCGAGGCUCCCGCGAGCGUUGGCGGCGGGCGGGUCUUGCCGCUCCUCGUUCUCAACGCGCGCACCUUUGAGGGCGCCGACGGGGAGGCGCUCGCUGGGGAGGUGUGCGGCUGGCGAGCAGCCUUCAAGGAGACGGUGCGCGCCAACGAGCGGUUGAGGCAGCGCCAAGAGGCAGCCAGUGGGUUGGCGAAGCUGACGAAUCGACUCGAGGCGCUCACGGGCGUGGACGUCGACGGCGACGGCGACGUCAACGAGAAGUGCCUCGCAGAAGCAGAAGGCCGCGGGCGUUCACUCACUCUCGGAUCGAACGUGCAGAGCCGCCAAGACUCCCUCGGCGAGGCGUCGGGCCGGGCGCAGCCCAAGCACGGCGGAGCGGUGGGCGAGGCUAGCGAGCGCGUGCGCUCCUCGUCCUCCGCCUCGGGGGCGGACUCGGAGUCGGAGGAGCCGGCGGGCGGCGUGGAGAUGGGCAGGCUGCUGCUCGUGCACAUGCUCGAGCCCGAGGACGACGGCUGCCGCUUCGAGCAGGUGAUGGCCCAGACCCCGCAGCACCUCGUCGACGACAAGCUCUACUCGCAGAUCGCGCUGCCGUGGUUCCACGCGCCAGACUACCGCGCGGCCGCCCUCGCGGUGCUCUCGCACACGCUCGUCAAGGAGGGCUCCUCCGCACCGUCCAGCCGGGCCAGGGGCGGCACGAGGUGGUGGCCCAGCACGCGGCGGGCCCCCGCCACGGAGCGCCGGGCGUCGGGACGGCUCAUGUUCAGGCGGCGGAGCAGCGCGCCCGUGUGAUGGGCGGCCGCGCGGAACAAUCUACAUGGUAGCAAAGUCUGAAAAAGUCGUCCGACCGCGCAGAGCGGUCUGGCUGUCUGCAGAGCUUCCGUCCGCGAGCCCUGAGAAAUGUCGGAGGCAUGUCGGCCCAUGUUCGCGAUUUUGAUGGCGUUGCCCUUAUUGCACGUGAAACAGACCGC
Molecule: messenger RNA, 3536 nt
Organism: Emiliania huxleyi CCMP1516
Lineage: Eukaryota; Haptophyta; Isochrysidales; Noelaerhabdaceae
Exons: 18
Coding region: 16-3357 (1113 amino acids)
Biological process (GO): G protein-coupled receptor signaling pathway
Cellular component (GO): membrane
Molecular function (GO): adenylate cyclase inhibiting G protein-coupled glutamate receptor activity
Source: RefSeq, a predicted model, not a curated record